AUGGAGCAACUUUGGAGGCGAAUAGAACGAAUCUACGAUGCAAAGCUGCAGGCCAUAAAGGAGCGAGAAGAGAAGGAGGUGGAAAAAAUGGUCGCGCGGCUUCGCCAUGAAUAUAAAGAAAAUCUCCUAAUCAAGCAAAAACAAUUUGAUGAACUCGCUCAACGCAAGGAUGAUGAAUAUAGAAGCAAAGAAGAUGCGCUGAGAGAGGAUAUUCGACUUAGUUUUGAGAAAAAAAAGCUGGAAUAUGAACGGAUGUGGCGAGAAAUAGAAGUGGCACAGAAGGAAAUUCAGUUCCGCCAGCAACUACUCGACGAUGCUCAAGCGAAUUUUUUAUCGAAGAAAGAAAAUGAGCUGCAUCGAAUCGAUCAAGAAAGGCGUACGGUGGAAAGGUUCAAGGAAACUCUGGUAUCUCGGGAAAGGGCUGUGGAGAAAAAGCUGCAAGAAGAGCUCAAAAGAGUGCGCGAACAACACAGAGUGCAUAUGGCGCAGAUGGAGGAAAUGGCUCAAUAUCAAGAAAAAUUGUCGCAGACUGAAUUAGCAUUAAAAGGCGCCAACGAAAGCAAAAGGAAAAUGGAUGAACAUUUGAAAAUUUUGCAAAUGCAAAACGACGAACUGCUAGAAGAGAACGAAGAAUUGAGAAAGAAAUUGGGAAGGCAAGAAACAUCCAUUAGCAAUCUCAAAAAACAGCUGAAAUUAGUGGAGGAAUCAGCGGCGAUACGUAUAAACGAUCUCAAAUUUCACCAUCGAUUAACUGUGAAUAAACUACAAGUUGCCGAUUCGCAGUUACGGGCGUAUCAUAUGAUGGAAUUGGAAAAACCGAAUCAAUCCCACGACCAUCGUGCUACUUCAGAAACAAGGUUACCACUAGCGGAUUUGGAGUCUGUCUCAACAUCGACGCCUUCCGAAUCUUCAUUCGAACAAAAUUUUCGCGAUCGAAUGAAUGCAAUUGAACUUUCGAAACAGGUUAAGCUUAAAAUUGGCGUCGCGCUUGUACUGUGGUUGACUGAGAUGAGCGUUUGUAUCAUUGUUAGAAAGUGA
Molecule: messenger RNA, 1038 nt
Organism: Gongylonema pulchrum
Lineage: Eukaryota; Metazoa; Nematoda; Chromadorea; Rhabditida; Gongylonematidae
Source: the annotation of a GenBank genome assembly